UUGAUUGUAUACACCUGUGUCCAUGGAGGGGAUUGGAACACCUGAAUCACAUGAUUGGGAGGGGAUUGGAACACCUGAAUCACAUGAUUGGGAGGGGAUUGGGACACCUGAAUCACAUGAUUGGGAGGGGAUUGGAACACCUGAAUCACACGAUUGGGAGGGGAUUGGAACACCUGAAUCACAUGAUAUGGAGGGGAUUAGAACACCUGAAUCACAUGAUUGGGAGGGGAUUGGGACACCUGAAUCACAUGAUUGGGAGGGGAUUGGAACACCUGAAUCACAUGAUAUGGAGGGGAUUGGAACACCUGAAUCACAUGAUAUGGAGGGGAUUGGAACACCUGAAUCACAUGAUAUGGAGAAGGGUUGGGGGCAAUACUUUGGGCAAUAGAAUGUAU
Staurois parvus is the source of this 395-nucleotide messenger RNA. The record is from the annotation of a GenBank genome assembly. Lineage: Eukaryota; Metazoa; Chordata; Amphibia; Anura; Ranidae.